AAACACGGCUGUUAUCAUAGAACUACGGGUUCGCCCGUCCUUUUAUAUCGCAUUUUGUGUUUUCGUAGCACAACUUUUUUCUCGUUCUUAAACGAAGAUAACACAAGUAUUAAUAAAGAGGCUAGUGGAAACUCGCUCUUUAAAAAAAAAAGAAGAAAAAAAGGAAGCGGACAUGGAAAAUUGCUCGCUACUUUACCCUUUUUGGCUCACGGGAAUUUACCCUUUACAAUAAAGUAGAUACAAAAAGUAUAGCACUUGUUUUUUCGUAGCACUACGUUUUUUCUCACAAACUGGUAAUACGAUGGUAGAAAUAACGAUAAGUUGUUUUUUUCUAUAAAGCAUAUACACGGAAUUACCUUAUUAAAUUCUGGUAAUACUGUUGUUUGUUGUUUACCACCGCUGGCAAUUCAUUUCAACUAAUCUCCAAAACAAGUUUAACCUACGCCACCUCUCUUUACACUCAGACCAAUUUAUAUUGUAUGAAAUAAUCCAAAAAAAUGCAAAGAACAUUCUAAAAAACGAUGUCUUAAACUUAGCGAACAUUUAGCCUUAUGUACUGCUAUUAAUGUUUAUUGAGACUGUACCCAGGAUCAGGAGAAGAAGGUUAUCCUCAUGCUCACAUGCUAAGUCAAUAACAUAGACUGCUAUUGUUUACGUUGUCACUUUGCUUUAAGGUUUACACCUGUUGCCUUAGUUAUAGUGCACUGCAACUUGCACUUUGUUAUUGCGCUUUGUUAUUUUGAAAAUUAUUAAGUCUAAAAAAACUUGUACUAUUUUUUUACGACACCAACCGUUGAUGAACUUUGUAAUUUUCCUGAUUUUGCUGAUGGAAAAAUCUUUUUUCGCACAAUAAGGUAAAACUUCUGCUUGAUAUGAUCAAAUGAAAAAUAAACCUCCACCUUGGGCUCAAAAGCUAAGGCCAAUAGAUAUGCUUACUCUUAUUUCUGUCCACUUACAAAAAUGUUUGUUUUCAUAAAUAUAAAUGAGAAUAUAUUAGGGGAGGGAGAUUCUUGUAGUUGUUUGGGAGAUCAAACAAGAAAACUUACGCUUUCCUAUAACUGACAGUCUCUUUGUACUGCGCUGUUCGACAAAUUCAUUUUUUCUUUAUUUUUGUUUCACAAUCACAGCUAUGAAAAGGCUUAAACUCAUGGUUUACUUGUUAAAUUAGUCAACUGACACCUUUCUUUUUUUCAUUAUCUACUGUAAAUUAACGUUAUAUAUUUUAACAUUUUAACAGAAUCAAGGCUGAUGCUUGUUUGAAAAAUUGACGAAGAAUUACGUGCUCGUUUCUAAUGUGUAGAUCACUAAAAAUUAAAAACAGAUGGCCAUAAUUAAGGAAACAUAAAUACACAAACUUUUUUAAUUUCCCAGAUUACACAGUGAAAUCUAAUUCAAGGAAAUAUAUUCUAACAUUGGUAAUGCUGAAGAGUAAUGAAGCAUGAAACAUUUAGGUUGACUAAUGUUAUACUGGUGAACUCUGAAUGCUUAAUGAGGCACGCACAACUUAAAACAAGAUUUAAUUAGUAUAAAUAAUAAUAUUCCAAAGUAAAGCGGAACAAGAAGCACUGUAUAACAAAGUUUAUCCGGUAUUUUACUUUCUAAUGAUAAAGAGUAGGCCUUGUUUUCAAAAAAAAACAAGCACUAAGCAUUGUGGCUCAAUUUCUUGCAAUGAAUUUAAAUGAUUAGAUAAAAAUUAUAAAGUAUCAAAAGACUAGUUUUACUUAGCAAUACAUAGUAUCUUUCUUGUAUAUCACAGAAACGGGGAAAUAUUCGUUCAGGCAGAUAGCUACAACUUAUAGCGCAAUGCAGUGAGGGGAGACUACUUUUCCCCCCUCUCUGUAAUUUCUAAAGUCGUUGUUAAAUAAACAUUAAACUUAAGAAAAAUAUUGCCCAGACUUUAAGUAACAACGGCGUCAUAAAAUUUACUAAAGUUGGUGUAAUUUUAUAUGACAAUAUUUGUAUGGUUGCUUGGUAUUUUGUCACACUAACGCGAGAAACAAAAAAUAUCUAUCAAUAUUUACUAAGAAUUCACCUAAAUCUUGUAAAAACAACCAAAAGAAAAAUAAUUUUUAAAAAAAAAUUCGGGAAAAUUAAAGGCUAAAUAAAAGUUACAAAACGUAACAAUAUAUCAAACAAAAGUCAUCAAAAAAAGUUGAACAGGGGGCUCCACCCCCCUUAUUUAGCUCUUGAAAUUUAACAUUUAAAAAUUAAAGUUGGUUUUCGUGUAAGUAACGCCAUGUGUUUUAGGAACAAAGUUAAUCCUUCGAAAAAACUUUUCUGCUGUUACAACAAGUAAUUUCAGUUUACUUCAAAGGUAAAAUAAUUGGCAGACAUUUAGCAUCUGGCGAUAUAUAACCUAGCCAAGUUCUUCGUGGUGACAUACCUCUGUUGUUUUGGACGCAUAAGUUUAUAUCGCCUUAAAAAUUUAGAAUUUAUUUCAGCAGUUGGACGAUUUUUGGAAAUAAAUUCAUUUUGUGUUCUGAGAAAAAUUUAAAUUUAUUCAGUGUCAUAAAUAAAAUGCUUAGGUUUUGCCAACACGGUACAAUGAAAGAGUGAGGGACUUUUUUAGACAAUGUACUAGAUUGAGUAAAAGCACAACUUCUGUACAAGUAUUUAAUAUUAGCGUCUCAUUUCAUAUAAUUAACAAACCGUAAAAAAGUUGGUAAUAAUCCUUAAUUGUUUAGAUCCUUAUUGUUAAUCCGGUCUGACUGUAACUUUUGAUUUUAACAAUAAACCCAAAAUGCAAGUGCGACGAAACAAUGUGGCAAAAAGAGACUGGAGCUGAGUAAAGUACCUAUAAAUACAGAAAAUUUAGUUCAAUCUUUAGUCAAAUUCGGCAGUUGAAACAACCGCAUCAAGAUGGAGCAAACUCUAUUCAUGACCCUAAGCUUUGCGCUGGUUGGAGCAUAUUUAGCAGCCCCGCUGUACUUUCACACGAGCAACACAAACACCGGAAAUACCUUUCAUCACAUUGGAAACAACGGAACGCAAAAUGGAGGACAAACCUACGGUGGUCCUGAGCCAAAACCGUGGUUUCACACAAGCAACACAAACACCGGAAAUACCUUUCAUCACAUUGGAAACAGCGGAACACAAAAUGGAGGACAAACCUACGGUGAUCCUGCGCCAAAACCGUGGUUUCACACAAGCAACACAAACACCGGAAAUACUUUUCAUCACAUUGGAAACAGUGGAACACAAAAUGGAGGACAAACCUACGGUGAUCCUGCGCCAAAACCGUGGUUUCACACAAGCAACACAAACACCGGAAAUACUUUUCAUCACAUUGGAAACAGCGGAACACAAAAUGGAGGACAAACCUACGGUGAUCCUGCGCCAAAACCGUGUUUUCACACAAGCAACACAAACACCGGAAAUACUUUUCAUCACAUUGGAAACAGCGGAACACAAAAUGGAGGACAAACCUACGGUGGUCCUGCGCCAAAACCGUGUUUUCACACAAGCAACACAAACACCGGAAAUACUUUUCAUCACAUUGGAAACAGCGGAACACAAAAUGGAGGACAAACCUACGGAGAUCCUGAGCCAAAACCGUGGUUUCACACAAGCAACACAAACACCGGAAAUACCUUUCAUCACAUUGGAAACAGUGGAACACAAAAUGGAGGACAAACCUACGGUGAUCCUGCGCCAAAACCGUGUUUUCACACAAGCAACACAAACACCGGAAAUACCUUUCAUCACAUUGGAAACAGUGGAACACAAAAUGGAGGACAAACCUACGGUGAUCCUGAGCCAAAACCGUGGUUUCACACAAGCAACACAAACACCGGAAAUACCUUUCAUCACAUUGGAAACAGUGGAACACAAAAUGGAGGACAAACCUACGGUGGUCCUGCGCCAAAACCGUGGUUUCACACAAGCAACACAAACACCGGAAAUACUUUUCAUCACAUUGGAAACAGCGGAACACAAAAUGGGGGACAAACCUACGGUGAUCCUGAGCCAAAACCGUGGUUUCACACAAGCAACACAAACACCGGAAAUACCUUUCAUCACAUUGGAAACAGUGGAACACAAAAUGGAGGACAAACCUACGGUGAUCCUGCGCCAAAACCGUGGUUUCACACAAGCAACACAAACACCGGAAAUACUUUUCAUCACAUUGGAAACAGCGGAACACAAAAUGGGGGACAAACCUACGGAGAUCUUAAAAUGAAGAAAGCGUGAAGUAGCGUCGAAAAAGAAACUUAGAGAAUAUUUCCAUCAUGAAUAUUGUUUAAUUUGUGUACAAUUUUAUAUUUGGAAAUAAAAAAACAUCAUAAUAUCAUUGCAUUUAUUCAACAGGUUUUGUUCCAACCAAUACACACAGGACAGCGAGUUUAGAAAUUUGUGGAAAAGUGUUUAUUUUCUAAUUCGCUGCGCUCAACCGAAAAUAACCUUAUUUAUUAUUUAUUUUCUUAUUUUUGUGACAGGGAAGACUCAAAGAACUUUGACUAGUCAUCUUAGUUAGGAACCGUGUGCUAUCGGUAGUCAUAACACAAUAUAAUACAGCUAUAUUUCCUACGAACUAAAUUACAACCACUAAUUUACAUUCGAAACGUUUCCGAAAUCGUGACUAAGCCGGAU
Hydractinia symbiolongicarpus is the source of this 4590-nucleotide messenger RNA. RefSeq lists its product as uncharacterized. NCBI's taxonomy places the organism in Eukaryota, Metazoa, Cnidaria, Hydrozoa, Anthoathecata, Hydractiniidae. The record is from RefSeq and is a predicted model, not a curated record. The transcript is spliced from 15 exons. The coding region runs from base 2860 to 4191 and encodes 443 amino acids.